UAAACAGAGUUUGGAUCGAGCCCGAUCGAUCCGUGGUGCCGUCAUGUGUACAUCCACUAGUUAAUUUCGCACUUUUUUUAAACCCGUUUUAUCAGUACAUUAUAAUCAGUAUUCAUGUUAGAAUUAUCAAUAAUGGAGGAAGAAGAAGAUGUAGUUUUCAAGGGUGGUGCGUUGCACGAGCAUCUGAUCAACUCAGGGUUCUCGGAUUUUGAGGUUUAUGACAAGAACUGGAGCUUAGAUUCGACUGAAGAGCACUUACAAAAGGCUAAACUUUUCGGAAAUUUUUUCAAUUUCUUACCUGAUUUUAAGUGGAGUUUGCAGAAAUAUUUACCAGCUUUUUAUAAGGACAGCCGGUGCUAUGACAAAUUUUUGAACUCUCUUCUUGAUUCGACUAUCAUUCGCCCAGAAGCAGAAUAUUGGCUUCAAAACGUCCGACGGUCAUUUAAGACUCAAAACAUUAGCUGCUUGCAGCCUGAAGACAGCUAUGCUAUGUGGCAGUCCCCAUUCACCUGGCUUGUGGAAAAGCCCCUCUUGGUGUUUUUCCUGUGCCAGGGCGGUGUGUUGGCCUAUGACAGAAUUUCAAGUCAGCACAGGUUGCUGAGCUUGAAACAUCUCUUGGCUGGCCUUGAGUCUUUCAACCGCAAACUUGGAAUGGCCAUGCACCUCAGUCAACAGAAUGAAAUGUCUCAACGCUUCCUUUCGAAUACUUUCAACAACCUGGUGGAUACAUUUGUCCUGAAAAACUCGCCAAACGUGCUUUUCAAGCUGGUCGACCUUCUGCAGAGAUUUUCAACCAGUCUGAAUUGUUGCAUGGAGAGAAUGCACCAUGUCAGCCCCCUGCCUGCUGAGUUUGACUGCAGACACGCCUUGGCUGCCCUCGGCACCCCUGCGUGCUUUUCCAAAAGAGCUGAUGUUGCCCUAAGAGAUCUCAAGGAUGUGCAGCUGUUCUAUAAAGAAGUGCUGACCAUCUUCACUCACCAGCUGGCAAUGAACUUCAUUGCCCACGGCCAGCAUGGUGGCUGCAAAGACAUUUUCCCUGCUCUUCAAGACUUGAGUUCAGCCCUAUCGAACGCCAACCUGGAGCUCAAGCAGAUCAUCGACCUCAUCAGGGGCGUCAACCUUCUGAAAGCGCCUCCUAAAGUGGCGCAAGUGAACGGCGCAAAGAGGAAGAACUACUUCACUGAUCCAGUUGUUCCUGCAAUCGAGAGUUCCGGGAUGCACCUGAAGAAUGCCCUUUCCUUUGUUCUCAACUCUAGCAACCUGAGCGACUCAGGGUUUGGACACGCGCUGCAAACCCUUCAGGCGAGCCGAAUGGAGCUGGCUGCUGCAGACUCGUUCCUGCACAAAGCGGAAAUCCUGAUCAACCGCCUGAGCAAAAGCAAAGCGCUCCCUGAGGAGAACCAGGAGACACCCUCGAGUUCAGAGCACCCACCCAUCUCGCUUGACCUGUCUUCCACUCUAUCUGAGGUGGGCGACCCCUUCCUGGAGGAGGUCUAUCAGGGCACCAGCAUGUCUGGCAACUCGCUUGAGUGGGAUGACGGCGAAGAGACAGCUGACGUCUCACGGGACAGCGCUAACAACACCUACUACAAGCACCUGAUGAAUGAGCUGCAGUGCGUUCUGGUCAGCAAGGGCCGCAGUAGAAUUAAGGGGGAAUCAGCUGACACCUCGUUAGUGACGCCAGUCAACUCUUUUGAAGGAUCUGCUGUUGCAAUGGCCACAAGCACGCCGUUUGUGCCUGCUAGAAUGAAGGUUGAAGCCAACACGACCAUCGAUUUGGACUCGUCGAUCACUUUGUCUGACUCUAACAAGACCAUAGAACUUGUAUCGACCGACUCUUCAGCAGCAGAAAGCGUGCGGCCGACCCCAAAGCCCAGGAGGAGCAAGUACGCCGCUGAGAGGAUGGAGCAGAUGACCUACGUGAGUCCGGCUACCAUGGGCUUGGGGGGUGACAGUCCCAAGAGUUUGGCCAAUAUGAUUGCCCAAAGGGCGCAGCAAAUGACCAGAGUUGAGGAGACAUUUGAAGAUGAGACUGUUUUCGAGGACGCGCAGGACAAAACCAUCCAACUGGAGUGACCUCUGCACUUCCUACUCUCAUAGAAUGUGCCUUUUUGUAAUAAAAAAUGCAAGCAUUGUUGUCUCAGAGUGAGAUGUAUUUGAAUAAAGUGUAGCAAAGCUUGGAGCUUUUAUUAAAUAAA
Molecule: messenger RNA, 2198 nt
Organism: Cloeon dipterum
Lineage: Eukaryota; Metazoa; Arthropoda; Insecta; Ephemeroptera; Baetidae
Exons: 9
Coding region: 115-2076 (653 amino acids)
Source: RefSeq, a predicted model, not a curated record